CCAGUAAAACCAAACAUCACUGCACGGUCAGAUGUGUAUAAAGGAGACACUGUCAACAUGUAUUGUGAAGUACCACAUAUUUUUAAAGCAAACAAGGCCUUUUUUUAUAAAGAAGAUGAAUUAAUCUAUACUUCCAUUGCUGAAGAGCUUAAGAACACUUCAUCUUUUAUUUAUACAAUCAUCAAUGCUAAUAGUUCAAAUGAAGGAAAUUACACAUGCCGGUAUGAAACAGCAAUAAGUAGUCGAAUUCUGAACUCUACAAGUAGUGAACCAUUGUUUUUCAGAGUACAAGAACGUUCCUACUUGAUGUUGAUCGUUGGAGCUUGUAUUGGUACUGGCAUCAUUGUCCUAAUAAUUGUAGCAAUAAUAAUCAUCAUAUUGUGCAGAAAAGCUCGAAAGUCAGAAAAUGCACCCGGACAAAUCAAAACACUUCCUUCAGCAAAAGAGUCUUCCUCAGAAUGGCAAAGGAAUGGAGCUCCAGAUUCAGAGGAAAUAACAUAUGCAGUUAUGACAAAACCAAAAAAAGUUAAGCCACAUAAAGGUGUUGCUCUACCAUCCAAAGGUCCAUCUGAGUCUAAUCUGCCAUCUUCAGAUACAAACGAUUCUGAUGGACAGCUGACUUAUGCAGCUAUUGCUCUCAAAUCAUUGAAACGAAAAGGUCCAAAACCUCAAAAAGAAGAAAAUGACUGUGUGUUGUAUUCAGAACUGAAACGUUAACACAUCCAGCAUAUUGUCUUUAUUUUAUAUGUUUAAAACUGUAAAAUAUUUAUCAAAAAUGCAUUGCUUACACUGCAGACUGUGUAUUUACAAGUUUUAUAAAAUAUUUUGUUAAAUAUAUCUAACUUUUGGAAAUGUUUUUGAAAUGAAUUUUGCUUUUAUAGGUUUUUAGUUGUUUACUAGGCUAAUGACCACAAGGGCCUUUUUAAGCCUAGCCAUGUAUCUCAAAUCUCUGACA
This is a messenger RNA of Protopterus annectens (West African lungfish), 955 nucleotides long. RefSeq lists its product as uncharacterized. The transcript is spliced from 7 exons. Lineage: Eukaryota; Metazoa; Chordata; Ceratodontiformes; Protopteridae. The record is from RefSeq and is a predicted model, not a curated record. Bases 58 to 717 code for a protein of 219 amino acids.